Messenger RNA from Grammomys surdaster, 1303 nucleotides. It is a transcript of the gene Asb12, whose product is annotated as ankyrin repeat and SOCS box containing 12. The transcript is spliced from 3 exons. The record is from RefSeq and is a predicted model, not a curated record. Bases 242 to 1168 code for a protein of 308 amino acids. Gene Ontology annotation, molecular function: transcription cis-regulatory region binding; protein binding. Gene Ontology annotation, cellular component: nucleus. Gene Ontology annotation, biological process: intracellular signal transduction; positive regulation of transcription by RNA polymerase II. NCBI's taxonomy places the organism in Eukaryota, Metazoa, Chordata, Mammalia, Rodentia, Muridae.
UAGUUAGCCAGAAAGCCACAACAAUCAGUGAUCCAAGAAGUUCUCUCCACCUCCACAGCCUGAAAAAUCAAGAGAAAGGGUAGGGAAACCUUUUUAUUCAUUAGUACCUUCAAUCCCAGUCCUAGCUAAGACACAGUGGAAAUACGGAAAGCUCUCCCAUCCCUAAAAAGCAGCACAAAGAAAACAGAUCUAGAAUUUCCUCCUCCUUACAAUGAGAAUAUUGGUAUUCCAAUAAACCAGAAUGAACCUCAUGGAUAUCGCUAAGAUCUUCUCUCUUCUGCAACCCGAAAAGGAGGAGGAGGACACCGACACAGGGGAAAAGCAGGCCCUCAAUCAAGCAGUAUAUGACAAUGACUCCUGUACCCUGGACCACCUUCUCCACCAGGAACGCUAUAAACGGUUCAUCAACAGCAGGAGUGGCUGGGGUAUACCUGGAACACCCUUGCGUUUGGCAGCUUCUUAUGGUCACUUAAAUUGUGUGAAGGUCCUCCUAGAACAUGGUGCUGAUGUUGAUAGUUUGGAUGUCAAAGCACAAACACCACUUUUCACUGCUGUUAGUCAUGGUCAUCUGGAGUGUGUGAGAAUGCUUUUAGAAGCAGGUGCCUGUCCUAGUGGUAGCAUCUACAACAAUUGCUCUCCUGUUCUCACUGCCUCACGCGAUGGGGCUUUUGCCAUCCUACAGGAGCUCCUAGGGCAUGGUGCAGAAGCUAAUGUCAAGGCUAAACUACCAGUCUGGGCAUCAAACAUAGCUUCAUGUUCUGGCCCCCUCUAUUUGGCUGCAGUCUAUGGGCACCUCGAUUGUUUCCGCCUGCUUUUGCUCUAUGGGGCAGAUCCUGAUUACAACUGCACUGACAAGGCCCUCUUAAGUCGUGUUCCACAGCCUCGCACACUCCUUGAAAUCUGCCUUCAUCAUAAUUGUGAGCCAGAGUACAUCCAGCUUUUAAUUGAUUUUGGAGCUAACAUCUACCUUCCAGCUCUCCCCUUGGACCCAACCUCACAAGAUGAUAAAGGCAUCAAAUUGCUGCUACAAGCCCGAGCCACUCCACGUUCACUCCUGUCCCAGGCCCGUUUAGUUAUUCGCAGAUCCCUGUGCCGUGCCAACCAGCCACAAGCCAUCGACCAGCUGGAUAUACCCCCUGUGUUGAUUAGCUACCUCAAGUAUCAAUGAUAAGUUUUCAACUUUCUCAGGAACUUAAUGCAUGAUACCUCCAAAAAUACACCUGGGAACCCAGGUUAAUUGAGAAUAAUACACCUCAUUACUUUUCUGGUGUAUUAUUCUCCACAAUAAAAUCCUCACCAAAGU